AUGACAAGAUACCAAUUGGAAAACAUAAAAACAUGCUCAACAAACUAUAACAUGAACAUUAAUUUUAACCAAAGGAAAAACGUUGUUAAAAAAAGUUUUUAUAUAAAAAUAAAAACGAAAACUUUAAACUCACUAGUUGUAAAUUUAUCUCACCUCAAUUUAUCCAAUGCGGAUAUAUCUGUUCUCAAUAAAGGACUUAAGUACGUCCCAACACCCUCAGCUGUCAACACCUGUCAGCCUGUGAAAAAUGCUUUUGCGAACUUGCGCAAUCGUAUGGCAACAAGGUAUUUUUUUAUUAACAAACCACACCCCCGCAAUGAGCUCCAUAGAAAAUCUAACUGGCUUGCACCUGAACCACAACAUAAAAACCUACAAAACUUUUUUGCCCUGGUAAAAAGAGAUUUAUGCGAUUUUACCACUAAAUUUCCCCUGUUGAGAUGCCAGAGUAAUCUUACUCGUAGCGAAAGGAAAAGUCUAUUCAAAUUAUCAAAAAACCGAAAUAUAGUGAUUAAAAAAGCUGAUAAGGGUGGUCGUGUAGUCAUCAUGAGUAAAGAUGACUACAUUAGAAAAGUUUAUGACCACCUCUCCAACAACAAAUAUUACGCAAAAAUGAAAACUGACCCUAGCAAAGACCAUAAAACUAAUAUCAACAGUUUCAUAGAAAUUUCUCUAUGUCGCCACAACAUAAACAAAAACACGGCCAAAUUUAUAACACCACCUGAAAACACUAGAAUGCCCCUAUUUUACAUACUGCUAAAAAUUCAUAAGGAUGGCAUUCCAGGACGACCAAUAGUUUCAGCUGUUAACUCUAUAACUGAAAAUAUCUCAGAAUUUUUAAAUCUUUGCCUGCAACCUCUCUUACCAAAAUUAAAAUCCUAUGUAAAGGACACCAAACAUCUAAUACAACGGUUACAAACCAUACCGGCACAAAAUGAACACGUUUUACUUGUAUCAGCAGACGUAUCCUCACUUUACACCAAUAUCCCUCAUCAAGAAGGAGUUCAUGCGUGUAUUCAUUUCAUUAGAAAAUACAGAAACACACUGCCUUCAUUCACACCCAAUGAACAUGUAAUACGAACGUUGUUUUCGUUUAUACUGGAAAAUAACUAUUUCAUGUUCCUAAAUGAAUUAUAUCUGCAGUUACUUGGCACAGCCAUGGGUACGAAGGUGGCACCACCAUACGCAUCAUUAUUCCUGGGUCUUUUUGAGCAGGAACACAGUGAAGAAGAACUACACAAAUUUUUCAUAUAUCUAAAUUCAAUACACCCUACAAUAAAAUUCACCUAUGAAUAUUCAACAGAGGAAAUUAGUUUUUUGGAUACGACUAUCUAUUUAGAUAAACGCUCGAGAAAACUCAAAACCAAAUUAUUUAUAAAACCAACUGACAGCAGAGCACUAUUACAUUUUACGUCGUAUUACCCUCACCAUACCAAAAGGGGUAUAAUUUAUUCGCAAGCACUCCGCUAUCGCAUGAUAACAAGUCAAGAUAGCAUUUUAAAAUGUGAGCUCGAUGAACUUAAAAGUAUUUUGCUGACCAGAGGAUACAAAGGUCGGCUUGUUGAUGAAAUAUUCGGGAAAAUCGCCAAAUUAAAGCAAUCAGACGUACUUUCCAACUCCACGCACAAGUUUAAUAAAAAACGAAUACAUUUCAGAACCGCUGACAAUAGUGGUGAUGCUGACAGAGACCAAAACAAAGACAAACACAUUCUACCUUUUAUUUUACCUUACCACGAAAAAUUUACAACGCUUAAACGAAUACUACACAAGUAUUGGUUUAUAAUUGAGAGCGACCCAGCUCUGCGACUCGUUUUUCCAACCAAAGCAUUCUUGACUUUCACCAAGCAUAAAAAUAUACAGGAAUAUUUAAUCAGAGCAAAGAUGAGAUCUGCUGACCACUGCCUUUCAAUAUAA
Molecule: messenger RNA, 1911 nt
Organism: Hydractinia symbiolongicarpus
Lineage: Eukaryota; Metazoa; Cnidaria; Hydrozoa; Anthoathecata; Hydractiniidae
Exons: 2
Coding region: 1-1911 (636 amino acids)
Source: RefSeq, a predicted model, not a curated record